AUGCGGUUGGCAGUCGAUGUGCACGUUAUCAAAAAAGGCUCCCCGCCGCUGGUUGCCAUGUCGGUUCUGAGCGAUACUCGUAUGAAACUUAUCCUGCAUACGGUGUUUAUUCAUCAUUCUGAAACAGCCAACAUUGAUGGCCGCGUGGAUGUCGAGGCACUGAAUCGUCAUCUUCAGUGGAUGUCGAAAGAGACAUUACCAGUGUAUUCACUGGUUACCAACCGUAAUCCUGCUCUCGCAGCGCCUGUGAAAGAGUUUGAACCGAAGCUAGGCCCGAUCCGACAUCUCUAUGACACAUCACUGAUGGUGAACUGGUUGGAAACCGAACUCCGUAAGGUGGCUCAGAGAGAAGGCUGUUCGUCCAUUCUGCCGUGUAUAGAAAAGGUGAAAACGAUACUAUGGAGCGCAGUUGAAUUUUCACCCGAAUUCAGCUCACAAGUACCUCAUCGUUUCAACGCAUGUCUAGGCUACGUUAGAGAUCCGAAGGAAUACACCCCUACUAGUUCCUCUGCAAAUAGCAGUACCGCAAAUGGCCAUACGGAAAAAGCAAAUGUUCCCCGAUUGGAAGGUGACGCCUUCAAGAGCUUCCGAGAUGUGGUACUGAACAAGCGAUUCCAACGAGACUUGCUCAAAGCCAGUCCAGCCGGUGAUGGUGUUCCUCUACGCCAAUUUCAAAACGCUCUGUAUAAGAUCUACUGUAGGAAAGAUAUUGACUAUCCGAUCACUGUCUAUCCGGUCUUCAUGAAGAUGGCUGAAAUGCACAUAAAUACGCUAAGACUUGCUGAGCUGUCAGGUGCUAGAAAAGUCGAACGAGUAGAGGAACGGGAUGGACCCCGAGGAAAGACUCUGGUGAAAUUCAAAACGCCAGUAGUCCACUCAUGGAGGGAUAACGUCCUCCAAAAAGUUCUGGCCCAUCGAGCACGGAUGUUAAGAGACGAUGUCGAUGACAUAGACGAAAAUUCUCAAGAACUUAUUGAAGCGAUCGAGGCCGAAGACGCAUACGAUGAUCUCGCUUAA
This is a messenger RNA of Cooperia oncophora, 1017 nucleotides long. The record is from the annotation of a GenBank genome assembly. NCBI's taxonomy places the organism in Eukaryota, Metazoa, Nematoda, Chromadorea, Rhabditida, Trichostrongylidae.